This is a messenger RNA of Penicillium cinerascens, 1032 nucleotides long. RefSeq lists its product as uncharacterized. Bases 1 to 1032 code for a protein of 343 amino acids. The record is from RefSeq and is a predicted model, not a curated record. The transcript has a single exon. Gene Ontology annotation, molecular function: palmitoyl-(protein) hydrolase activity. Gene Ontology annotation, cellular component: membrane. Lineage: Eukaryota; Fungi; Ascomycota; Eurotiomycetes; Eurotiales; Aspergillaceae.
AUGCAGGACAAACUCUUGUACCUCACUUGGCUUCCGCCUUUCACGCGCUCUGAAAAGAUUGCCGAUUACGAGGUCGAGUGUAGACCUGUUCGAUGGGAGGAAAAGCAAAUCCGCAGCCUGGACGGCGUCAAGUUAGCUGUUUGCGAGGGUCGCAUCAUAAAUCCUCGCGAUGGGUCACACGCCACACGAAAAACACACGAUCGACCACUUCCCAAGUCUGCACGAAAGCGAUCUGUGGUGAUAUGCUAUUUCCAGGGGAAUGGUGGUUCGAUGCCCAUGCGACUGCCGCUCCUUUCUCAGGUUCUACGCACAAUUAUAGAAAUGUCAGAAACAACUCUGGCAUCAAACGAGGCGCGGCAUAUGGAAACCGAAUAUACCAUCGUUGCUCUAUCCUAUCGCGGCUACUGGACAUCUUCGGGCCGCGCUACCCAGUCUGGAAUUGAGAAGGACGCCCAGGCUUUUUUAAACUGGGUAUCAGAGACCUAUAAAUCACCGGGAACUGAUCUUGAGAUUGUUCUUUGGGGCCACAGCCUGGGCUCUGCCGUUGCAACUGCAGCAACUGCAGCGUAUCUUCCUCGUCGAGAUUCGGAGCAGACAUUGGCCGAUGGAAGCCAUAAUAUCUCAAUGGCACCCCUUGUUGGGCUGAUCUUGGAGGCGCCCACGUCCAGCAUCAAAGACAUGUUGAUCAGCCUGUAUCCCCAAAAAUGGCUGCCGUAUCGGUAUCUAUGGCCUCUUUCCUGGAAUACUUGGGAUAUCACCAGGUCCAUGAGCCAAAUGGCUCGCUGGAGAGAAGAAUCCAGCAGCGAAGCCGCAAGCCCUGCCUCUCGCUUGCCCCCCAUUCUUCUCCUCUCUGCCGAGAAAGAUGAAAUUAUUCCCUCUUACGUCCCUGGCCAAUUGGAGAGAUGUGCGAGGUCACUCAAUUUAGACCUUCAGAUCAAGGAGGUGGCAGGGGCAAUGCAUACAGAGGCGCCUCUCAAGCUCGAUGGCAGAAAAGCCAUGGUGCAAUUCAUCCUGAACAAUACCUCCCGAUAG